CAAGUGCCAAAAUCAGGUGAUUCAAAAAUGAAACCCAGUGUUGUCAUCCGAGGAUAUUGAACGAUAGGCAAGUCCAGCUAUACUGCGAGAUAAUCAGGGGUCACACGCUAUAGGCCUACCGUAUUUUGAGCUGAGAAAGAAUUUUGCCACGGACUAUUGCUGAUAGUGUUCUUUGGUAGCCUAACGAAAGUGUAAUAUUGCGAGGAUGGCCACUGCCCUGCGCUACUGUAACAAAGUUGCCAUCGUUACAGGAGGCUCAAGAGGGAUUGGAAGAGGGAUUGUUAAAGUUUUCGUGGAAAACGGGGCCAAGGUUGUUUUCUGUGCCAAGGAGGAGGCUGGCGGUGAGGGAAAGUCACUGGAAGCUGAAUUAAUCAAGAAAGGACCUGGAACUUGCCUCUUUGUAACCUGUGAUAUGUCCAAGGAGGAUGACAUUAAGCAUUUGAUUGCAGAAACUGUUGAACGCUUUGGACAGAUCGACUGUUUGGUGAACAAUGCAGGAUGGCACCCUCCACACAAGUCCACAGAUGACACCACAGCAGAUGAGUUCAGAGACCUUCUCAACUUGAAUCUCAUUGGUUACUUCCUGGCAUCCAAGUAUGCUCUGCCCUUCCUACGACAAAGGCAAGGCAACAUCAUAAAUGUGGCAAGUCUAGUGGCCUCCAUUGGACAGAAGCAUGCUGUACCUUAUGUAGCCACCAAGGGGGCGGUCUUAGCCAUGACUAAAGCCAUGGCUGUUGAUGAGAGCCGCUAUCAUGUCCGAGUCAACUGCAUCUCUCCUGGUAACGUGAUGACUCCUUUGUGGGGGGAGCUUGCUGCCCAGACAGAGGAUGCAGCACGCACUAUUAAAGAAGGAGAGAAUGCACAGCUCCUGGGUCGGAUGGGAACAGAGGCUGAGAGUGGACUGGCUGCCCUGUUCUUGGCUGCAGAUGCUACCUUCUGCACGGGGAUCGACUUGCCUCUCAGUGGGGGGGCUGAGCUUAACUAUGGCUUCAAGAGUCAGCUGCCCCGACCAUAAGUGUCUAUAUAUACAGCACUACACCCAAAACCUGCAGUCUCUGCUUCAGGCCACAGUUAAUAUGGUCUUUACUGACACGUUGAACUUCAGAUUUCAGAUGAACCUGUAUGCCAGCUUAAGCACACUGUGAUUGCCAUGUCAUGAUUCCACUGUGAUUCUAUUCUUGUCUGGAGGUAGAGGGAAAUGGUUAAAUGAUAACCAGUACAGUUUAUUGUACAUUCACAAGUAUUAAUAUGUAACAAUUCCUUUUAGUGUGGUCCACUAUCUGUUUUUUAAAUCUUAUUUUUAAUACUUGUUACAUUUAAUUGUAGUUGGAAUUGUACGCUACGCACUCAUAUUCUGUUUUAUUCAUGAAAAGGCACCUGUCUGCUGCACUCCCUGGAUGUUCAUUUCAUCAUGAGAAUUUGAAAUGGUUGUAGAUGCAGCAAGUUAGAAAGUUCUCUGCAUUACUGUUAGCCUGGUUGACACCAGGUCAAUUCUCAUAUAUCAGUUGAAGAUUGGUCAUGGGGAUCACUUCUAACUGCCAAUAAAGUAUAGUUUUGGCUGAAGUAGCCAAAGCAUCAGCCAUUGAAAUUAAUAGGAGUGGUACAUCCUCCCUUUCUGCUGUAAUAUACAGUAUCAUACCGCCAUGAACCAUACUUUUCUGUCUGUCAAAGUAGGCUCAAUGGCGGAUAAGUGGUUGUGUUUGGUUCCUGGGUUUUUGGUCAUUCAAUGACACCAGACUGACCUGCUGCAGGGAAUUCAAAUUUGCUUGCAUAGUCCUCUGGGUAUAGCCUAUUAAAUCAUGUGACAUUUUUAUCAUACCUUAAGCAUAC
Sardina pilchardus (European sardine) is the source of this 1830-nucleotide messenger RNA. It is a transcript of the gene hsd17b14, whose product is annotated as hydroxysteroid (17-beta) dehydrogenase 14. Gene Ontology annotation, cellular component: cytosol. Lineage: Eukaryota; Metazoa; Chordata; Actinopteri; Clupeiformes; Clupeidae. Gene Ontology annotation, molecular function: estradiol 17-beta-dehydrogenase [NAD(P)+] activity. The transcript is spliced from 9 exons. Gene Ontology annotation, biological process: steroid catabolic process. The coding region runs from base 206 to 1015 and encodes 269 amino acids. The record is from RefSeq and is a predicted model, not a curated record.